Megalopta genalis is the source of this 3091-nucleotide messenger RNA. RefSeq lists its product as uncharacterized. The record is from RefSeq and is a predicted model, not a curated record. NCBI's taxonomy places the organism in Eukaryota, Metazoa, Arthropoda, Insecta, Hymenoptera, Halictidae. Gene Ontology annotation, molecular function: RNA endonuclease activity.
UGCCAAUGGGAGACCAGAAGGCAGGAGGAAAGUGCGGCCGGCGCGGCGGGGGCCAACGGAAUAGAAUCGGAUCGUAUCGAGAGUCGGUCGAGGCUUCAGUUCGUCUGAAAACGCCCGCGUCGUGCGUCGAACGUCGCGGCGACACGUUUUAUUCUAUAUAUCCUCUGCACUCUAUCCGCAUUCUAUCGUAGACGAGCCGAGCUCAACUCGAUACCGAUACCUGGAUCUCGUUUCACCGUACGAGCCAAAGGAGCAUCGUCGAUCAUGAAAAUCAAAGGCGCGACCGUGUUUCUCACGCUGCUCGCGCUCUCCGUCAUCGUUGCCGACGUCGAGGCGGGAUGGAAGUUCUGGAAGAAGAAGGACAAAGACGCGACCACCACGACCACAGAGACACCGUCUAGCACAACCGUAGCGCCAACUACCGCCAAUCCGGCUGGUAAGCCUGCUGGUAGUCCAGCUGGUAACCCAGCUGGUAGUUCAACCGGCAAGCCUGCUGGUAGCCCAGCUGGAAAACCGUCGACUGGCCCGAACAACGUGGGAUCGGCUGUGAUUGGCGCCGGCGACCCUGGCCUAGCGAUCGGCGUCAAUUCGAACGCGCAAAACGUCCGAAACAACGCUCGGCCGAGCAGACCGAACCCGGGAACGGAAGUCGGUCUCGACAUUGUUGGGAACAAGCCCGCGAGGCCCGGAACCGGUGGCAACACGGGCCAAGGUUACAGGGAUUGGGCCGCUGACUUAACCGGCGCCGGAGAACCCGGAAGACAACCGCCGAAGUCGCCAGGCCAAGGACCAGCGCUCAGUCCUGGAGGUGCUGCGUCUCCAGGAGCUCUGCCCGCAGGUGCGAAGCCCGGUCCAAGCCCCGCGGUCACACCCGCGCCACGACCUCAGCCUCAACAGCCUUCGCCACGACCUCAGCCCCAACAACCUUCGCCACAAUCGCCAGGUUCGAGACCGUCCGCCGGCCCUGGCAGUCCAGCAUCUUUUCCGGCAGUGUCGCCAUCCCCGAGACCGUCCGCGUCGCCAGGACCGACGCAGCCAGCGCCCAAUCAACCGGGAGCUGGAGGCAAUCAGGUGUCGACGUUGCACGUGGGUGCUCUGAAACCCGGCAGCACCACUCCGCCACCACCCAGACCCGGAAGUCCUGGAAAAACUUGGGCGGACGUUGCCGGUGGCGGCAGCAGGCCCAACUCGCCGACUCCUUCUCCGAGGCAGCCCACUUAUCCGAAUCAACCGGGUGGACAGACUCUGCCCGUGGUAGCGGGCGGUGCCGUAGCGACUGGAGCCAAAACCAAUACUCCUACAACCUACUCGAGCAAUCCUACCUACAGCAAGGGUAACGGCAUUACGGACGAGGACCUGGAGAAGCUCUCCGAGGCUCUGUUCAUCAAGGACACCAACAACGCGAACAGAUACAUAACUCUGAACAUCCAGAAGCAAACGAGCAGCAGCAGCACCGCCGACGACGCCCCUCAGCCGUUGUUCACGGUGAACCCGGAAGCCUACCAAGGUCCCACGAUCCAGAAAAUAAUAACGAUCUACGACAACUACCAGCCGGACACGAACGUGAACGAGCACAUAAGCCCGUUGCAGAGGCAGGAGGAGAGCCUGCUGGUGGACACUAUGCUAAGCACGAACGUGAUGUCCGCCGCGAUGAGAUUCCUCGCGGACAAGGGGAAGAUCCGCAAGGACUACUACGACUACAAGGACACCCUGAGAAAGAUAUGGUUCAAUCUGUUCUCCCGUGGACAGGGGAAGAUCGGCAGCUCGGGAUUCGAGCAUGUGUUCAUGGCCGAGCUGAAGAAUGGCCAGAAUGCGCCCGAGGUGGUCGGCUUGCACAACUGGAUCUACUAUAGCAAGGAGGAGGCCACCGGGAAGGUCGACUACAACGGAUACUUGAAGAAAGUCGACCUGGGCGAUAAAGGGCAUAUCUUGAAGAUAAGGACGAAGUUCAACGGCCACGAUAAACCGGUGACCACCAUGUUCGUGGGCACCUCGCCCGAGCUGGAAAUGUCGCUGUACACGGUCUGCUUUUACGCGAGACCAGAGGCCAAUUGUCCGGUGUCCCUGGGCGGGACAAAGUUCAACAUCGUCACGCACAAGUUUAAGUACAGGGGCAACGACCUCGUGGGAACGGCAUACCCCGAGAUAUAACAUUAUUACGUACGACAUGUAGCGUAUAGCACUUCCUUUUUUUUUACCCGAUCGAACCUCGACCGAUCUUCUCGGGAAGAAAUCGUAGUUCGCGAUUCGAAGAACGCGAGACGCACGCUUCGACGAAUGCUUUUCUCGGAGCCCGAAAUUCGUCAACGAUGACUUCGUUAUCUAAUCUGCUAUCGCUGUAUUCAACCGCGAGUGACUAUUCGAUCGGACACGUUUUUCUUUAUCUUCGAUUAUGGCUACGCGAUUUGUGCGCGAUCUGUACCGGUAUGUAUCGGGUUGUCCGGAAAGUUCGUGCCGAUUUUUUAGGAAAAUUAAAACGCGGCUCAUUUAAAUAUCGGUAUAUAUUUAUUAAAUUCUAUAGGCACCAUUCUGUUCCGCAACCUUUCUCCAUCUUUUUCGUGCAGCUUGAGAAUUCCGUCCUUCCAGAACCUCUCAGGUUUUUCGGCAAAGAAAUUGUCGUUCUUGAUCUUCAAGAUCGAAAUCUCCAGCUUUAAACCGAGCAUAUCUUAUUUGUCGCUUGUGCGGCAUUUCUGCCCUUUCGGAAAAUGAAAAGCAUUAAAUUCCUGUAAUGCGCUUUAUUUGCCAACGUGUUCUAAGGCGUACAAAAGUGAUAAAAAUUAACGAAUCGUAACCAAACUUUUUUCCAAAUAUGGUUGAAGUUAUCUCUGUUAGAAUAUGUACGCAUGUCAUUUGUUUUCAAUAAUUGUGAUAUAUUCGGUCAGGUCUCUCACGCUGCCUACCGAAAAUCGGCACGAACUUUCCGGACAACCCAAUGUAAGUUCCUGAAUCGCGGAACCCUCGUAAAAGAAUCGCGAAUACAAAUACUCCUUGUAGAGAUAAGCUUUCGUCCAGUAAAAUCCGUUAUUUGAACGAACGACUCGAUGUUUUGCAUUGGUUAAGCCAAUCUCGAAUAAACAGAUAACGUCGAAUA